AUGGCACCUCCAAAGUUCAUGGGCCUCUCGGGCCGGCCACUUUCUCUGGCCGUCUCAAUCGUGGCAACCACGGGCUUCCUCCUCUUCGGAUAUGACCAGGGGGUCAUGGCCGGUCUCAUCACCGCCCCCGCGUUCAACAAUGUCUUCGAAGCUACGAGAGACAAUUCCACGAUGCAAGGGACGGUAACAGCAAUCUACGAGAUAGGCUGCUUGAUGGGCGCCAUGUUCAUUCUCGGCGUCGGCGAUUUACUGGGCAGACGCAAAGCAAUCAUCUUGGGCGGCGUCAUCAUGGUAGUGGGAGUCACCAUCCAGAUCACAGCCAUGGCGGGAGCAACACCCCUUGCGCAGUUCAUCGUGGGCAGGGUGGUCAUGGGAGUCGGCAACGGUAUAAACACGUCGACCAUCCCCACAUACCAAGCCGAAUGCAGCAGGACCUCCAACCGUGGACUGCUUAUCUGCAUCGAGGGCGGCGUUAUUGCGUUUGGCACGCUGAUUGCUUAUUGGAUCGACUACGGCGCCUCGUACGGUAGCGAUGAUCUGACCUGGCGCUUCCCUAUCGCCUUCCAGAUAUUAUUUGCUCUGAUCAUCUGCAUGCCCAUGAUAUUCCUCCCCGAGUCGCCCAGAUGGCUGCUCAGCCACGGCCGCGUGGAAGACGCCGACAAGGUCAUCUCUGCCCUGCGAGGGUAUGAGAUCGAGAGCGAAGAAACUGUGCUGGAGCGAUCCCUCAUCAUCGACUCACUUCGCGCCUCUGGCGGCUACGGCCAGAAGAGUACCCCGAUGAAGACCCUAUUCACGGGCGGCAGGACGCAGCACUUCCGGCGCAUGCUCUUGGGCGCAAGCUCCCAGCUGAUGCAGCAGAUCGGCGGCUGCAAUGCUGUCAUCUACUACUUCCCUAUCUUGUUUCAGACUUCGAUUGGAGAAACGCACAGCAUGAGUUUGUUACUGGGGGGCAUUAACAUGAUUGUCUACUCGAUCUUUGCUACUUUCAGCUGGUUCGUCAUUGAACGGGUCGGACGUCGUCGCCUGUUCCUAUACGGCACAGUCGGGCAGAUGUUGAGCAUGGUGCUCGUGUUUGCGUGCCUUAUCCCGAACGACCAAAUGACGGCCCGUGGAGCCGCCGUCGGUCUCUUUACCUACAUCGCCUUCUUUGGCGCGACAUGGCUACCGCUGCCUUGGCUGUACCCGGCAGAGGUCAACCCCGUCAAGACGCGUGGAAAGGCAAACGCCGUCAGCACCUGCACCAACUGGCUCUUCAAUUUCCUCAUUGUCAUGGUGACACCCAUCAUGAUUGCCGAGAUCGGCUGGGGCACUUACCUGUUCUUCGCCGUGGUCAACGCGUGCUUCAUCCCCAUCAUCUACUUCUUCUACCCCGAAACGGCGCGCAGGUCGCUCGAAGAGAUCGACAUCAUCUUCGCCAAAGGUCACGCAGAAAACAUAUCCUACGUCAAGGCCGCCGAGGACCUGCCGCACCUCCAGCCCGCAGAGAUCGAGGCCUACGCCCUGCGGUACGGUCUCAUUGAAGAGUCCUCCCUGACUGCCGCUGGGCGGAGGGCGCGCGACGAGGAAGAGAAGGCCGCGCGAGACGGAAAUGUGACUGGCAGCGAGGGUUCCAUUGCCAAGGAGCGCGGUGUCGAAUCUGAGUUUGGGAGCGGCCUGAGCACGCCCAAUCGCGCGCAUCACAUCUGA
Messenger RNA from Lasiosphaeria miniovina, 1686 nucleotides. Its product is annotated as sugar transporter. Gene Ontology annotation, molecular function: carbohydrate:proton symporter activity. NCBI's taxonomy places the organism in Eukaryota, Fungi, Ascomycota, Sordariomycetes, Sordariales, Lasiosphaeriaceae. The record is from RefSeq and is a predicted model, not a curated record. Gene Ontology annotation, biological process: glycerol transmembrane transport. The transcript has 3 exons. Gene Ontology annotation, cellular component: membrane. Bases 1 to 1686 code for a protein of 561 amino acids.